AUGGAGCUUACCCGCUUCCUUCUCCAUAGCCUGGCUUUGAACGGCCUUAGUGGGUUAUGUGCAGCCCAGAAAUGGACCUAUGAUCUCCCACCCGAGGAAUCAGCCGCUCUGGAAGCAGUCGUUGAAGAUGAUCCCAACGAUGUUGUUCACCUCAUGAAGAGCGACGAAAGCCCCUUGUACCCUCUCAUCUAUCGUAACGCUCUCCCAAUCCCACCCGUCAAGAAGCCCUUGAAGAUCAUCAAGAACCCCGUGACUGGGAAAGAUAUCUGGUACUUUGAAAUCGAGAUUCGAUCAUUCACCAAGUCUGUGUACCCGAACCUCCGGGAUGCCACCUUCACUGGCUAUGACGGUAUGGCGCCUGGACCUACCAUCAUGGUCCCCAAGGGCACUGAGUCUAUCGUACGCUUCAUCAACAAUGCUGCACAUGAAAACUCAGUCCACCUGCACGGCUCUUACUCCCGAGCUCCCUUCGACGGGUGGGCCGAGGAUAUCACACAACCAGGAGAGUACAAGGACUACUACUAUCCCAAUGGACAGUCUGCCCGUCUCCAAUGGUAUCAUGACCAUGCCAUGCAUCUGACUGCUGAGAAUGCGUACAUGGGCCAAGCAGGAGCCUACAUCCUCACCGAUCCGGCUGAAGAGUCGCUGGGCUUGCCCUCUGGAUAUGGUGUGUACGACAUUCCAUUGAUCUUGAGCUCAAAACAGUACAACGAGGAUGGUUCAGUCUUCUCCACAGCCGGCGAAAAGGACAGCCUUUGGGGAGACGUCAUUGAAGUCAACGGUCAGCCAUGGCCUUCUCUGAAGGUUGAACCACGCAAGUACCGGUUCCGUUUCUUGAACGCCGCCAUCUCUCGCUCAUUUGCAUUGUACUUUGUCAACUCUAAUGCACUCAAUUCCCGGCUUGGCUUCCAAGUUAUCGGAUCUGAUACUGGACUGUUGAGCAAGCCUGUUCAAGCCUCAGACAUUUACGUGUCCAUGGCUGAACGCUAUGAGAUCGUUUUCGACUUUUCCAAGUAUGCCGGCCAGACACUCGAGUUACGGAACCUCGAAAAAGUCGGCAGCAUUGGCACGGAUGACGACUAUGAGAACACAGACAAGGUUAUGCGUUUCGUCGUGAGCUCCGACACUGUUGAGGACAACUCGACAGUGCCCGAAAAGCUCAGGGAUAUCUCCUUCGCCAGGCCGGAAAGCAACGAGAUCAACCAUCAUUUCCGCUUCCACCGCACCAAUGGCGAGUGGCGCAUCAACGGCGUUGGGUUUGCCGAUGCUGCCAACCGUGUUCUGGCCAAGGUCCCCCGCGGCACUGUCGAGAUCUGGGAGCUCGAGAACAGCUCUGGAGGCUGGACCCAUCCCAUCCACGUCCAUCUCGUCGACUUCUUGGUUCUUGACCGCGAAGGCAGGCGUGGAGUCAUGCCCUAUGAGAGCGCCGGACUCAAGGACGUCGUGUGGCUGGGCAAGGGUGAAACGGUCCGCGUUGCCGCUGUCUACGCCCCCUUCGACGGAUUGUACAUGUUUCAUUGCCAUAACUUGAUCCAUGAAGACAGCGACAUGAUGGCUGCCUUCAACGUCACGUCGCUCGAUGACUUUGGCUACAAUAGCACGCAAUUCCUGGACCCCAUGCAGAAAGAGUGGCGUCCCAAGCCCUAUGAGCUCUCUGACGUCAAGGAAAGAACAGGGCCCUUCUCAGACGAGGCCAUUGUGGAAACUGUCGAGGGUAUGGCGCGUGCUAAUCCUUAUGGAGAUGUCGAUGCAGUGGAGGAGGCUCUGAAGGAAUACUGGGCCAAGAAGAACGCAGCCAAGAGGGACACGGAGUCCGGGUCUAUCCCCCGAUACCACCGAUUCCAGCUCUAA
Messenger RNA from Fusarium falciforme, 1851 nucleotides. RefSeq names its product Bilirubin oxidase. The transcript is spliced from 4 exons. Gene Ontology annotation, molecular function: oxidoreductase activity; copper ion binding. The coding region runs from base 1 to 1851 and encodes 616 amino acids. The record is from RefSeq and is a predicted model, not a curated record. Lineage: Eukaryota; Fungi; Ascomycota; Sordariomycetes; Hypocreales; Nectriaceae.